GUGAAAAACUCAAAGCAUCAGUCGUCAGAGCUCAGUCUGUUGGAAGUGGCCAGCUUUUGAACCAUGCCCCAGCCUGAGCCCCAGGACAGCUGAAUCCACAGAGAGAGGAGGACAUCUUUGGGAAAUAGGGCCCUGACGCGAGAAAGAGCCUAUACUGUGAUUUUCAGGAGUGAGUGGAGGAGAGCACCUCAGAGGACUAGGACAAAGAGAGAGAGAGAGAGAAAGAGAGAGAGACAGAGAGAUGAGUCCUGAGCACUGCAGCUCGGUGAAGACACAAUACAAUACACAGGUGAAACUAUAACUGCAGGAAACACAUCCCCACCACCACCACCACUACUGCUGGUAACAAAAAGGAAGGCCGGGAGGGACUUGGUGGGAGCACCAGUAGCUGUCCAUCUAUCCAUCUAACCAGCCAGCAGCAAUGCAGGGGCUGAUGUGGAGCCUGUGUGCUGUGCUCUGCCUCUCCCUCUGGAAGGAAAGUUACUGCAGGAGUUCCAGGGAAGCCCGGAGGACCAAAGAGCCCUCUCUCCACAGGAGUAAAAGAGCUCCCCAGGACCCUGAUGCCAAAAAGUGUUCCUACACCUUCCUCGUACCUGAGCAGAGAAUCACAGGUCCAAUCUGCGCCAGCACCACAGGCCCUGAACCAGACAAGGACAGAGUGACCCGUAUGGACAUUGCAGAUGUGCGGGAGGUGCUCAACAAACAGCGGCGUGAGAUUGAGACACUGCAGCUGGUGGUGGAUGUGGAUGGUAACUUGGUGAACGAGAUGAAGCUGCUGCGGAAGGAGAGCAGGAACAUGAACUCCAGGGUGACCCAACUCUAUAUGCAGCUGCUGCAUGAGAUCAUCAGGAAAAGAGACAACUCUCUGGAGCUGGCCCAGCUGGAGAACCGAGUCCUCAACGUGACCUCUGAGAUGAUGCGACUGGCUUCCAGGUACAAGGAGCUGGAGGCCAGGUUCGCCACGAUGGCAGGGGUGGUCAACAACCAGUCCGUUCUCAUCUCUGCACUGGAGGAACAGUGUAUGAGGACGCUGGGACGCAGUGAGCUGCCUGUGGUUCCUCCACUGGUACAGGUGGUACCGCAGAAUAUACCAGUCAAUAAUCGUUUCACCAAUGAGAUACAGAGAGACAAUAACAACCGGGCCUUUCCUCGAGGAUCACGCAUGGACUCCCCUACUGCAAGCCCCUUUGGGAUCAACCCUCCACCACCACAGGGAACACUUACCUCAGAUGGUCCCUUCAAGGACUGUUACCAGGUCCGACAGGCAGGCCACACCACGAGCGGAAUGUACCUGCUUAAGACUGAUGGCAGCGACCGGCUGAUCCAAGCCUGGUGUGAACAUGGCCUUGACAAUGGAGGAUGGACCGUGUUGCAAAGGAGGAAAGAUGGCUCUGUUAACUUCUUUCGGAAUUGGGAGAACUACAAGAGAGGUUUUGGCAACAUAGACGGUGAGCACUGGCUUGGACUGGACAAUAUCUACAAUCUGGGGAAACAGGGCGACUAUAAGAUGAUGAUUGAACUGGAGGACUGGACAGGGAAGAAGGUGUACGCCGAGUAUAGCAGCUUCCGCCUGGAGUCAGAGAGCGAGGGUUACAGGCUGAGGCUCGGUACCUACCAGGGGAACGCUGGGGACUCCUUCAGCAGCCACAACGGCAAACAGUUCACCACACUCGAUCGCGACAAGGAUGCAUUUUCUGGCAACUGCGCCCACUUCCAUAAGGGCGGUUGGUGGUACAAUGCCUGUGGCCAGACCAACCUCAAUGGUGUAUGGUACAGCGGGGGAGUUUACCGCAGCAAAUUUCAGGAUGGAAUCUUCUGGGCGGACUACGGUGGAGGUUUCUACUCCCUCAAGUCAGUACGCCUCAUGAUCCGACCGAUCGACUGACACCUCGGACUUUGGUUCCCUUUAAAUGCACCUCAGCCUCCUUCCUUAUCUUUAUCUACCCAUAAACAAAUACUGUAAAGGCAGGACCAGGAAUCCCUGCCAUCCUUCAACUGUGUAAAAGACAGCAGUAAGAAGAGACGGUGGCAUGUUUUUAUAGCCAGACGACAAUGACUCCAACAGUCUGAUGGCAGUGGCUAGUUCCAUAGAUGACAUGGAGAUGAAGACUGAUGCCACUGUCCUUCAUAAGUAACUGCUCUCCUCAACCUUUCAGUCUGGACAGUAAUGGUCUCUCAGACUCCCUGGGACAAUUCAGUAUUACUCUCAAGUGUCUUAUUUUACUCACUCUUGUUCAAACUCAGUAUGUAAUAAAGGGAAGCUGUCAUUUACUAAAGACAUGACAUUUCUUCAGAGCAGCUAAUGGUGACUUAUUGAAGGUAGGGUUGCCCAUACCAUGGGCUACUGGAUGUACUGGAAUGUUAAACCAUAGUAGUCAUGAAAAAUAAUGCAAUUUACAGUUGUGUUGCUAGUUAGAACACCUGACAAACCAACGGUUAGAGGACAGGCCUUGAUAAACCUACUGUCUACUUGUUUCUGGGAUUUGUCUGGACUUCUGGGGUUUCCUUUGACCCCUGACAAAAAAUGAACUCAUGCAACAAUGUGCUUGUUCAAUGUGCAUAUGGCUGAGCUGGCUUUGGUAUGUAAAUAUCUUUGGCUUUAUUUGUGAAAGUUAAUUUAAGAGGUGUGAUUCUACUCAGGCCAAAUGUUCACAAUGUUGUCACUCCGCCAGUCUUUGUUAUUUAUCAGUGUAUUUAUAGUAAGUAUAGCCAUGGACAUUUUAUAUCUAGCCCUGUAACAAUACAAUUCUUAAUAUUUUUUUAAUCCCAUUUAGAAAUACAUUAAUAACAGUUGAGCAGAAGUGUGCACGCACAAACACACACAGACCGCAGACACAACAAAUUCAGAGCGGAGAUGUCUAGUUGACUUGAGGAUGGAGAAUAUGUGACAUGCACUGCCAGUUUUCAUCCAAGUCAAAUUAAAUUCUUUGUAAAAAUUGAA
Molecule: messenger RNA, 2941 nt
Organism: Lates calcarifer (barramundi perch)
Lineage: Eukaryota; Metazoa; Chordata; Actinopteri; Centropomidae
Gene: angptl1a
Product: angiopoietin-like 1a
Exons: 6
Coding region: 422-1885 (487 amino acids)
Biological process (GO): cell surface receptor protein tyrosine kinase signaling pathway
Source: RefSeq, a predicted model, not a curated record